AUAAGUUUGGUAAUAAAUUUCAUGAAAUUCAGAAGAGAAGAUGAAGAAUAUGCAUAUGCAAUGUGUGAUGGAAUAUUGCAUAUAAAAAGGGUGAGGUUCUCAAUGAACUGGAGUCUUUUUUUUUUGUUUUUUGGUGUUGACCGAAGAGAAACAGCUUUUCCAGGUUGGUGGGUUCAAGUGUAGCAAAUCAAAAUCAUGUCAUUGGCAGCCGACACAUUCUUCAAUAAAUAUUUACUCCAAAAGAAUACAACCCCACAGCACAACUCAGAUCAUAUGCAUAUGCUCACCCCAGUUUGAUUCCUCUGCGUCCCUUUUCAUUUCAAAUAUCUGAUUUAUGUUCUUUCUCUUCUGCGCAAUUUCUUCGUUCGAGGAGCAAAAUUCAAAGUUUUACAUCUGUCGGCUUUCAUGUGGGGGCCCUGUUUCUGGGUCUAAUUUUGCCAUCAAAAUUGCUGAAAACUUUGAACUGCUACUUCUUCUUGAAUAACGAAAAAUAAAAAAAACCACUUCAGACGGCCAUGAAAUCUCAGGAUGGAAGUUGUUUCAGCAGUUUUAAGACAGAAAGAGCUAGAGCUUGGAGGACUGAUUGAAAAUAACAAGAAAGCUGAGGAUUGGAUGUGAGUAUUGAAACUAAAAGAGCAAAGGUGAGGUUUUGGACAUUUAUUGGAAUUGUCAAAUCAGAGAACAAUUACUUUAAUCCUAAUCAUGGACAGACAUGAUGAUUUAGGGAGAAGUCUGCCUGUUAAUAUAUUGUGAUAUAACUGUAAAGGACAUGAAUGACAAAAUUUUAAAGAGAGAGAGAGAAGAAAAGGAAAAGGUAAAGUAAAACGUUUUCGAAGAUCUCAUUGACCAUUUUUGUAUGUGCCCUUUUGGCAAUUAUCAUUUAUCAUCACAAACAGCUAAUUGUCCCGUUAAAAUCUGCCACAACCCAGAAACUCUCUGCUGUAACAGGAAAAAUGGAUCGUCUUCAGCUGCAAUGGGUUGCUCUUACGCUCUCCAUUAUGACACUCUCUGAAGCUUGCCACCCCACAGAUUGGAGAGCUCUAACCAGUUUCAAGUCUGGAAUUUUCCUCGACACUUCUGGCAGGCUUUCGAAGUGGGUCGGCCGAAACUGUUGCGAUUGGGAAGGAAUUUCUUGUCACAAUUCCACAGGCAGAGUCAAGGAAAUCAAUUUGCCAGGCUUUAUAUCCACUGGUGACCUCCCCUUUCAGUCUGAGAUGAGAGGCUAUCUUUCAGCUUCAAUAACAUUGCUCAAUGCUGUUGAGAUCAUUGAUCUUGGAGGGCUCGUUGGCCUCUGUGGAACGAUCCCUUCAUUUAUCGGUGUGCGACUCCGCAACCUUCGGAAGCUCUAUCUUUAUGGCAACAAAAUGAGAGGUCCACUCCCUGAAAGCAUAGGUAAGCUUAUGAAACUUGAAGAACUAGCUGUGCAUGAUAAUAGGCUGUCUGGUUCCCUCCCUGCAAGUCUUGGCAGUCUUAAGUCUCUCCAUAGCCUUCUUCUCUAUGGAAAUCGGUUUUCGGGUGCAAUACCGGAUUCAUUUGUGAAUCUUACUAACUUGGUUCAGAUGGACUUACACAGCAACUCAUUUAAUGGUCACAUACCUGAGAGAAUUGGUCAGUUGCAGUCGUUGAAAGAGCUUGAUCUUUCAGACAACUUCUUGAGYGGGAAAAUUCCCCUUUCUUUUACUAAUUUGACAGCCCUUUCGGUUUUGUAUUUGGAUAAUAACAAUCUAGAAGGAGCAAUUCCAUUUGGAUCAGUUACUGGCCAGAUCCCUUCUCUUGCUUUUCUUAGACUGAAUGGUAACUGUUUAAGUGGCAAAAUACCUUCCAGUUUUGGAGAGCUAGUGUUUCUCAAAAGAGCUUCACUUUCAAACAACAAACUUGAGGGCACAAUUCCAUCUUCUUUAGGAAAUUUAUCAUCUUUGGCAGAGUUGUAUCUCGACAGCAACCGAUUAUCCGGCCGAAUACCGGAAUCAUUUGGGCAACUUUCUCAGCUCAUUCUCCUGAAUCUCUCUCACAAUUCCAUAAAAGGGCCAUUGCCUGAGAUGUCUUCUCUCCAGAAUAUUCAAUCCAUUGAUCUUUCUUUCAACCUUCUGAACCUGUCCUCCAUUCCCCAUUGGAUGGCAGAACUGCGCUCUCUUUCUAAAAUAUAUCUUGCAGGGUGCGGAAUCCAUGGCCAGAUUCCAGAGUUCUUGCGAACAACUCCAAGUCCAAUACAGGAACUGGAUCUUUCCGCUAACCAUCUUACUGGGAGAAUUCCAGAAUGGAUUGGCAGCCUCGCUCGGCUCUAUUCACUAAAACUAUCAGAAAACUCACUGGUCUCCGUGAUUCCCGAUUCAGUUACAAAUUUACAGGACUUGGGUGUGCUCGAUCUCCAUUCGAACAAGUUAACGGGCAACAUACGACAGGUUUUCAAGAUAGGACACAGAUUUCCAGAUGGUUCUUUAACAUACAUUGAUCUUUCAGACAAUAGCUUCUCUGGGGACUUUGAUCAAACAGAUGUCGGGCAGCAACGUGCGAUCCAUUUUCUCAACUUGUCGCAUAACAAUCUGAAAGGUAGAUUACCCACUUCAAUCGGAACACUGACAUCGAUUCGAAGCCUGGAUUUGAGCCGUAACAACUUGGGCUUCGAUUUGCCAGAGGCCCUAGUGAAUGCAAACCUAUUAGAGACGCUGAAGCUGCAAAGAAACCAUUUUACAGGAAAAAUACCGAAAGAGUUUCUGAAGCUGCGCAGGUUGAAGGAACUGGAUUUGUCAGAUAAUUUGUUAGUGGGAGAAAUUCCAGCGGGUAAGCCACUGAGUGAUUUUCCCCGAAGCACUUAUAUGGGUAACAAAGGUUUGUGUGGAAAGCCCCUAAGCCCAUGUAAGCUUUGAAGGAGGAGAAGAUGAAUUGAAAUAUAUUAUAGCCUAAACAGUGUUAAAUUAUCCAUCUUUUUCAAUCAAAUAGAUUUAACCCAAAUGUCAUAUCUGAUAAGGGAAGGGGGGAACAUCUGCCAGUAGAAGUGGAGCAAAAAAAA
Messenger RNA from Momordica charantia (bitter melon), 3010 nucleotides. RefSeq lists its product as uncharacterized. Lineage: Eukaryota; Viridiplantae; Streptophyta; Magnoliopsida; Cucurbitales; Cucurbitaceae. The record is from RefSeq and is a predicted model, not a curated record. Gene Ontology annotation, molecular function: protein binding.